AUGCACGGCACGACGAUGGACGGACAGUUUCCUGUGCAGUACGGUCAGCCUCUCUCUCAGCAACAUCAACACCCACGCCAGGCACCGGUAACGAGUAUUGAAACGGAGCACAAUGACUCGAUCUACGAUAUCCAGUUGGACUACUAUGGCAAACGCCUGGUUACGUGCUCAUCCGAUCGAACAUUCCGCGUAUACGACGUGUCGAAGGCUGUUGUAGCUAGUACAGAUAGUACCGAGCAUUCAACAGAAAAAGAAAGUCAGGAGCAGCAGCUUCACAAUUUACAGCACGUGGUGCCUCUUAUUGACGACUCAGCAGCUCCAAUCCACCGUGUGGCAUGGGCGCACCCCAAGUUCGGUGCAGUGCUGGCUCUGGCUGCUCAAGAUGGCAAAGUAUACAUUUACCGAGAGGAAUUGGUGCAACAGGGUGCUGGAGGUGUCGGAAAUGUGACAGAGUGGCGUCUGAAACACGUGCAUGAAUUUCAUUCGCUGGCAGUACUGAGUGUGGCCUGGGCGCCGUACGAGUAUGGACUGUGUCUUGCAAGUGCGUCAGCUGAUGGACAAGUGUCGUUCCUUACCCGUAUGCGUGAAGGGUGGGUAACCUCGUCAAGUUUUCGCAACUCGGAGGAAGGCAUGGGCUGCACGUCGGUUAGCUGGGCACCCUACAACUCAUUGGGUUCGCAAGGAGCUCAAGGGCCGAUCCAACGCGUAAUCACUGGAUCGUGCAAUCAGGCGAUUACUAUUUGGCAUCUUAUUAUAAAGCCUCAAGAUGAUGGGAAUGCUGGCACCAGUUAUUGGGAAAUCGAGAACACCCCCUUGUAUGGACACAACGACUGGGUUCGUGAUGUAGCUUGGGCUCCGAAUGUGGGCAUCCCAGCGAAUGUGAUCGCGUCUGGAUCAGAUGAUCAUACAGUGCGUGUUUGGACUCAAGAUGAAGCCGAUGGCGAGUGGUCAUCCCACGUGAUGCAUACAUUUCGUGCGCCAGUGUAUCGAAUAAGCUGGUCACUCACGGGCUCGAUGCUUAGCGUCGCUGCUGGUGAUGACGAGGUUACCUUUUGGAAGCAGCAAAAGAAUCAUGAAUGGACGCAAAUAUCUUCUGUAACUGAUCAAGGUGCAACUACUAUCAUGAGCAGCUAG
Peronospora farinosa is the source of this 1134-nucleotide messenger RNA. NCBI's taxonomy places the organism in Eukaryota, Oomycota, Peronosporomycetes, Peronosporales, Peronosporaceae. The record is from the annotation of a GenBank genome assembly.